CCCAUUUAGGUUUUCUGAUAUUUAUGCAUCCCUUUCCAAGAAACGCUCUUCUACUCAGCGAGAACGCCGGACCAUUCUCACGAACUCCAAAACACGGCCCUUCUAUGUACGGACACAUCUCGGGGUCGUCAAAAUCAUGGAUAGUUAUAUGUCAGAUUUCAUUAUGCGUCCCGGCAUCGCUAUCUACUCUCUAGUGGGGCUCUUCGACGACCCCAACCUGAGCGAGCAGAACCCCGUGCUCUUCCUCAACCCGGUCACGUCGGCCUUCUGGGUCUUCUACACCGCACAAGUCGCCGGCAACCAGGACAAAGCCAUCAUCCGCUACCGCACCUCCUCAGACCACAGCGCGACCUGGAGCGCGCCGGCCCAGCUCUUCCCCGAGGGCGUCUUCGUCCGCCAGCCCGUCACUGUGCUGCAGGACGGCACCUGGGUGCUCCCCGUGUGGUACUGCCGCACGCCGCCCGGCUUCCGCUGGAACGGCAACGACGAUGUCUCCGUCGUGCGCUGGAGCAAGGACGCGGGCAAGACGUGGGGCGAGACGUACGUGCCCAACUCGGUCGGCUGCGUGCAUAUGAACAUCAAACCCUUAGCAGAUGGGAGUUACAUCGCGUUCUUCCGCUCCCGCUGGCCUGAUAACGUCUGCCGCUCUACUUCUGCGGAUGGCAUGAACUGGGCGGAGCGCGUCGUGACGGACCUACCGAAUCCGAACGCUAGGACGUGUUUUGAUGUCCUGCCGUCCGGGAAGCUGACGAUACGUCAAUGGCCAAAGCGGUCAAGUGCUAUUUUCUAUGAAUUUUGUGUAAUUAGGAGUGUCGCCAGCAAACCAGCCCAAAUCCUGAGCUCAUCGGUAAAGUCACGUGGAUUUUUCCCCUAGUUCCAGAUCUUUCAGAUAUAAAUGCCUGUCUCGCCGUCGUGCAGUCCUAUUUCUUCAUUAGCAAGGAGAGAAGGAAUCAAGUCUUCGAACCCAUGAAGCCACUCAUAUCCAUGAUUGUGCUUUGUCAACUCUCAUUCCGGAACAUUUCCAUGUGCUGGUGGUGGAAGGAUUAACUAAAGCGGUCUGGGACCCUGAUAGCGGAGAAUUUGUUGGUGGGCAGGGAGUACCAGGGAGUAGUGAUGAUGAGCAUCAGAUAUGCGACUGACUUAACAGGUCAUCAAAAGCUGAGCAAGUGCUUAUCGUGGUGUUUGUUUACUGAAGGUGUGAGGGAGCGGGAUAAGGAGUUAGUAGUCAUCACCUAGUGGGUUUGAUGAUAAAGGGGCUGAGAUGCUCCCACAGUCAUUCUAAUUGAAAUGAACGUGAUCGGAGUCGCAACAGGAGACGAGAUAUAUUCAACAGCCACGUGACAUGUCAGAGUUUAGCGAACCACAA
Mytilinidion resinicola is the source of this 1366-nucleotide messenger RNA. Its product is annotated as neuraminidase. The transcript has a single exon. NCBI's taxonomy places the organism in Eukaryota, Fungi, Ascomycota, Dothideomycetes, Mytilinidiales, Mytilinidiaceae. The record is from RefSeq and is a predicted model, not a curated record. The coding region runs from base 137 to 874 and encodes 245 amino acids.